AUGUCAAAAGCACUAACAGUUCUCAAAGUGUUUUUUUCGCUUGUGUCUAUAAAUUCUACACAGGAUCCCCCUUUGACACGUGUAGAGCGGGUUUACGUCGGACAAGCAUUCCGGAUUUCUUUUCUUGAAUACUUUGAAGACGUUAUUAAAGGUGAUCCAAAGGAGCUUCAGUUUGAAAUGAACAUAAACAACAACUGGAUGAAGUUUGACGACAGACCUGAAAAAAUUGAGGUGUAUGGUUUUCCAUUGAAAGGAAAUGCACACAAUUUUGAUUACAAUAUCAAGGUCAAGAAUUCCACCGAGGCAUUACUACACGAGAUUACAUUAAAGCUCUUGGUGGGGGAAAAUGGAUUCAGAGAUGCUCUUAACUUUACAAACAAGUACAGUCACGAAGUGAUCUUAAAGACAGGAAUUGAGUUUAAUUACCAUCGGUUCAUGACAAGGGUGGAUUUGAGGAUUGACUUUGUUAGGAAACUGGCAGAUUACUGCUUCAACAAAGAACCUACCUCCGUCUGGAUCAAAGAUUUUGACAAAGACACCAAGGAAUUGACAGUUGUAUUUGUUAAUAUUGGUUACUAUCCUUGCCAUAAAGAAACAUACAGGGAACUUAGAUCACGUUUGGUCGAUAAAAACUCAAAGAUCCAAGAAGAAUUUCAAAGAGCGCUGACCGGAAAAUUUCCGAUAGAGAGCGUUCAGUUUAGGUUUUUUGGCGCUUGUGACAAAAACUUGUUGGAACCAGAAGACAGCUCUUUUUCUUGGGGCAUUCUAAAACAUUUCGCGCCUCUUGCUAUUAUUUUUGCAGUUGUAGGAAUUCCAGUGACUAUUUCAAUUUUAGUAAAGAGACACAUACGUAGAAAUAAACGUCCAGCGCAGGAGGAAAGGCUGCCUCGAACGCUGCGAAGAAGAAAUGAGGACGGGACGGAGUGCACAUCGCAUACUGUUCAUUUCAACAAUCGUUAUCCUUCGAUGCUGUCACCCUCAAAUAACUCUAGAGAAGAAAAUGUUGGAGAUGAAGAGAAGGUCCACAACGGGAAGGCAAAAAUUGCGAAUGGAAGCCUUGGAGGUGGGCAUUUGACCGUGCCCAACGCACAUCUAAGUCGACCCAAGCAGGGAGCAAGCGCGACAAACGCAGGAAAAAAUAAGAAAAAUCCGUUUAAAUUUGCAUCCAAUGAAGAAAGGGCGAAAUUUGACGUACGUGCCAUGUGGGACGAUGAUGAUGAUGACGAUGAAGAGCCUUUAGAGAUUCCCACAUAUUACACUUACAGGAACACCGAUGAAGGUGAGACUUCAAUGUUCGAUGCCGUGCUAGACAUGAAUUUGUCUGACAUUGCUGAAAACAUUUCCGCCAGGCUGAAAGGUGUAAAGUCUAUGUUGAACAUCCAAGAGGAUACCACCUCGCAGCAUCAUCAACCGACCCAUCAAUCGACAAAUUCUGGGCCGAGCUUGUCAUCGAGACUGAAGGGACUGGGGAAGUCAAUGCUUAACGUUUCUUUGACAACGAACGGGCCCGAUGUGACUGCGGGCCCAUCUUCAGGUGAAUCAGCGACGCCUUCUCUUUCCAGCAAACUUCGGGAUUUUGGAAAAUCCAUGUUGAAUAUUUCAAUUGGCACGGAAAAUGAAAAGAUGGACGCGAAGACUAGAUGGGAAGUAGAAGAAGAUUCUUAUGAGGAUUCUUAUGAAGAAAGUUAUUCUUACUACAAUCCUCGGGAAUGCGAUGAUGCGAAAUCCAAACAGCAUGUCUACAGUAGCGCUUGGGAAGGUUACGCCGAUCAUACACGAGCUAGAGAUUGCUGUGAAGUACGACAUGGCUACGAAGAUUCACGACAAGGGUACGAUGAAGCCCGACCAGGUUACGAUGGCGAAGAGCGAUAUUACGAUUCAAAUGCUAAACAAAGCUUUGAUUUUGUGCAGGACGGCCGUUCGGAAAUGGGUUUUGUUCGUAAUUUUAAUCGUCGACUUAGCAGCACUUCGGGUAACACUUCUGAGUAUGAACUUGCGCAGUACAAUUUCCCUGUUCGUUAUGAUGUUUCAACUGCGAAAUACCAACACACUAAAAAAGAUUCUCUUGAAAGUAAUAGCCGUGCUACCAGACCGUCUUCCAGGGAGGACGAUUUUGAUGAAUAUCCGCCAUCAUUAUUUGAAACCUCGAGCGAGACCAGUCUUGCAAAUGAACAAGAAAAAUCCAUUUUUGAUACUGAUUAUGAUCUCGCUUCGACAGACAAUAGGCCUAGUGUUACUAAACCGGUUCCUAUCUGGAAUCACAACUCGAUCAGUAAGGCAAGGGAAGGUCUUAAUGACGUCAAAUACCACGAUUACAUUAACCCACAUCAGUACAGCAAUGGUCCCAGGCAUGUCUCCACUCGAAGCAAAUCAUCGUGCAAUAUACAAGGAAACAGCAGCGUUUCUAGCCAAUCAACGCUUGACUUCUGGGACGAUGACGAAUUUGGCGGGAACACAGGCUGGAAGCAGUCCUCGGAUAUGAAGAGCAGUUUUUUAGCGACCAUAGCAAAUUCGGUGCCUGAUUUGAGGCGUGGGGUGAGGAAGACCAAUGGCACAAUACCACAGAAGAAAAAUCAACAGGGAAACUCGCUUCUUUCCAAUGUAAAAUCUUCACUAUCGGGGGAAAAACCUCCUGUUGUUUUUACACUUGGUGAUAGUGACCAAGAAGAAGAAGAAGUACCACAAAAGACACAGCAGAAACAACAGCUACCCGAAAGGAAAAGCUCUUUGGUCGGUAUGAUCAAGACGGGUGUUAGCAGCAUACUUGAGCCUGAUAGCAGUGUAUCAAAGUGGUUUUCUGGUUUUCAAAACAGCGACAAUCCUGUCACGUAG
Messenger RNA from Porites lobata, 2832 nucleotides. Lineage: Eukaryota; Metazoa; Cnidaria; Anthozoa; Scleractinia; Poritidae. The record is from the annotation of a GenBank genome assembly.